UCUCUAUCCCUCUGGGCUCUCUUUGUCCCUUAUCGGCUCACGUUCUAAAAAACUUUCUCGCUCUAGAUGCAGAUUUUCGUUUUCCACCAGCCAAGAAACGGAGAGAGAAACUUCUCAAGCACUAGGAGAAGAGAACCAGAAUCAGUGGCUAUCACUCUCCCACUAGGUACUUCCUUCGAUCUUCUUCACAAGCCCUAGAAUAUAUAGAUUUCAAACUCUCUCUCUCUCUUUCGCCGCUUUGCUUUUUUUGCUUUGCGGCUAGGCUUUUUUUUUUUUUUUUUUCCUUCCUAUUUAUCUCUUUUAUCUAUUUGCGGUGGUUCAAACUUCAAAGCGCUGUGGAGUUUGGGGUUCGAUUUCUGUUGUUGUUGCGGAGGAUAAAAAAAGCCCUAGGAAUUUGAAGGUGUUCUAGCUCUGGUUUUGGCGGUGUAUACGAUCUGGUUCUGUGUGAGAAACCCUAGGGGGUUGGGUUGGUGUUUUGUGGCGUGUGAAAUUAUCGGUUUGGUUUUGAGGGUUAGUUGUGGCUGCCCAUGCGAUUGGGUUGGUUUUCAUGCCGCCGGAGCCAUUGUCUAGUGAUCGGAAGGAGAGGAAGCACGAUAGGUCGUCGGAGUCGCUAGGGUCCGCCGCGAGAUGGAGGGGGGACUCGUCCUAUCACGGAUCGCGUGAGUUCUAUCGUGGAGGAUCCGCCGAGUUUCGCAGACCAACAGGUCAUGGUAAGCAGGGUGGUUGGCACAUGUAUACCGAAGAAUCUGGACAUGGGUAUGUGCCUUCUCGGUCGGGUGACAAGAUGCUGGAAGAUGAGGGUUGCAGGCUGUUGUUUUCGCGUGGAGAUGGAAAAUAUGGCAGGAGCAGUAGGGAAAACAGAUUUAGUCAGAGAGAUUGGAAAGGCCAUUCCUGGGAAAGUGGCAUUGGGUCUCCAAAUACGCCCGGGAGGCUGGUUGAUGCGAGUAAUAAUGAUCUGAGGUCAGUGGAUGAUAUGAUAACAUGUUCGUCUCACCCUAACUCUGACUUUGUGAAUACGUGGGAUCGGCUUCACUUGAAAGACCAACCUGAUAAGAUGACUGGUGUCAAUGGGUUGGGCACAGGACAGAGAUAUGAUAGAGAGAACUCACUGGGCUCGGAUUGGAAGACACUUAAGUGGAGCCGCUCUGGAAGCUUGUCUUCACGGGGUUCAGGUUUUAGCCAUUCAAGUAGCUCGAAGAGCAUGGGGGGUGUGGAUUCCAAUGAAACGAAGGCCGAUGUACAGCAUAAAAAUGCGACUCCUAUUCAGUCCCCUUCGGGAGAUGCUGCGGCUUGUGUGACAUCUGCUGCACCGUUUGAAGAAGCCACCUCUAAGAAGAAGCCGCGACUUGGAUGGGGUGAGGGACUGGCAAAGUAUGAGAAAAAGAAAGUUGAAGGCCCUGAUGUUAGUGUGAACAAAGAUGGGGCUCUCAUUUCUACUUGUAAUACGGAACCCAUCCAUUCUUUUGUUUCAAACAUGGCUGAAAAAAGCCCCAGAGUCACAGGUUUUUCAGAUUGUGCAUCACCUGCAACUCCAUCGUCUGUUGCGUGCAGCUCGUCACCAGGUGUGGAGGAUAAAUCUUUUGGCAAGGCAGCAAAUAUUGAUAAUGAUAUUAGUAACUUAUGUGUUUCACCUAGUCCUGUUUCUCAAAAUCAUCUUGAAGGUUUUCCUUUUAAUUUAGAGAAGUUAGAUACAAACUCAAUAUCUAAUUUGGGGUCUUCACUUGUUGAAUUGUUGCAACCCGACGAUCAAAGUUCAGUGGAUUCAAGUUAUGAGAGGGGCACUGCUAUCAAUAAGUUACUAAUAUAUAAAGGUGAAAUUUCAAAGGCGCUGGAGUUGACUGAGUCUGAAAUUGAUUUACUUGAAAAUGAACUUAAGUCAUUGAAGUCUGAAUCUGAAAGUGUUGACCCUCGUCCAGCUGCAUCCAGUUCUUUGCCAGUGGAGAACAAUGCAAAACCCUGCAAUGAGCAGGAUGCUGUCUCCUGUUUGAUUCCUAGACCUGCACAAUUGCAUGUUGUUUCUUUUGGGGAUACAGUUGCGGAGAAGAUGCCUCUUUGUAAUGGUGCCUCAGAAGAAGUUCAUGCAGCUCUUAAGGAUGAUGAUAUGGAUAGUCCAGGAACUGCAACAUCCAAGUUUGUGGAACCUCUUUCUUUGGUGAAAGUAGUCUCUUCACCUGAUAAGGUGGAACAUGGUGAUUCUUCAAGUAAUUUGGAUGCGAUUCAAUUUCAGUCUGGAGAUGUGGAUGUGAAAUGCUCUGUGGAUGUGGAUGUGAAAUGCUCUGUGCCUAGUUCAGGUUGGGAUAACACUGGUGCUCUUGUUUCCAAUGAGGUGAGCCCAGAUACUGAUGGAGAAGAGGCCUUAUGUGAUUUAAUAUUGGCUUCCAACAGAGAAUGUGCAAGUAGAGCAUCUGAAGUGUUCAAAAGGCUAUUGCCCAAUGAUCAAUGUAUGACCGAUAUUUUUCAAGCUGCCAAAUUCUCUUCCUGUCAGGAUUCUUCUUUAAUCAAAGAAAAAUUUGUUAGGAGGAAGCAGUUUUUAAGAUUUAAGGAGCGGGCUAUUACCCUCAAGUUUAAAGCAUUUCAGCACCUUUGGAAGGAAGAUAUGCGAUUACUUUCUGUAAGGAAACACCGUCCAAAAUCUCAGAAGAAAUCUGAGUUGAGCUUGCGGACAACACACAAUGGGAAUCAGAAGCAUCGGUCUUCCAUUCGCUCUCGUUUUUCUUCUCCUGCAGGAAAUCUGACCCUGGUCCCGACAACAGAGAUAAUCAAUUUUACAAGCAAGCUACUUUCAGAUUCCCAAGUCAAAAUUUACAGGAGCGCUUUGAAAAUGCCAGCCUUAAUUUUAGACAAGAAGGAAAAGAUAGUCUCGAGGUUUAUCUCUAGUAAUGGAUUAGUUGAAGAUCCUUGUGCUGUUGAGAAAGAACGGGCGAUGAUCAAUCCAUGGACAUCUGAAGAGAAAGCGAUUUUCAUGGAAAAAUUAACCAUUUUUGGGAAAGAUUUCAGGAAGAUUGCUUCUUUUCUUGACCACAAGACAACCGCAGAUUGUGUGGAGUUCUACUACAAAAAUCACAAAUCUGAUUGUUUUGAGAAAACAAAGAAGCAGGAUUGUAGUAAGCAAGCGAAGUCCUCUACCAAUACCUAUCUGCUGACAGGGAAAAAGUGGAAUCGUGAGAUGAAUGCUGCUUCGCUUGAUAUGUUGGGUGCAGCUUCAAUGAUGGCAGCUUGUGCUGACGAUCAUACGAGGAAUCGACAGUCAAAUGCUGGAAGAGUGUUUUUGGGUGGAUACAGUGAGUCCAAAACAUUAUGGGGUGAUGAUGGCAUUUUAGAAAGGUCUGGCAGUCUUGAUAUUCUUGCGAAUGAGAGAGAAACAGUUGCUGCUGAUGUUCUAGCUGGUAUAUGUGGGUCCCUGUCAUCGGAGGCAAUGAGUUCUUGCAUCACAAGUUCUGUUGACCCUGGAGAAAGCUUUCGGGAAUGGAAGUGUCAAAAAGUGGACUCUUUGAUAAAGCGGCCUUUGACACCUGAUGUUACACAGGAUGUCGAUGAUGAGACUUGUUCCGAUGAGAGCUGUGGGGAGAUGGAUCCUUCUGAUUGGACAGAUGAGGAGAAGUCUAUCUUCAUACAGGCGGUGUCAUCUUAUGGUAAGGAUUUUGUGAUGAUUUCACGUUGUGUGAGAACAAGAUCACGGGACCAAUGCAAAGUUUUCUUUAGUAAGGCCCGAAAGUGCCUUGGACUAGAUUUGAUGCAUCCUGGGCCUAGAAAUGUGGGAGCACCUGUAAGUGAUGAUGCUAAUGGAGGUGGAAGUGACACUGAAGAUGCUUGUGUUGUAGAGACUGGCGAGACUGGCUCAGCCAUCUGUUGUAAUACGUCUGGCUGUAGACUUGAAGAGGACUUGCCCUUGUCCAAUGUCAACAUGAACCAUGAUUCUGAUCCUGCUAAGGUUGUGAACUUGCAAUCUGACUUAAACAGGUUACAGGAAAACAAUGGGAUGGAAUAUAUGGGCCAAGAAGUUGUUGAGGCUGUAGACACUUUGGUUCCUGGUGCAGGUCAGACAGAGGAUAGGCCUGAGCUAGUUGUUCAUGCUGAAAAUAAUAUUAUGGAUGGUGUUAAAAACCAGUCUGACUUGGUGCAUUCUGAGAAGACUGCAGUCGUCUUGGCCCAUAAUGAGAUUGGAGGAGAUCAAGUGAUUGAACAGGGUAUUCCGAUUGCGGAACCAGUUUCUGUUGAAGAAGCAGUUGACUCUGGUCCAUUUUCAGAUGCUUUGGUGGAGAAUAGAGCUGUUGCUUCUGAGGGAUUCGAAAAUGAAUUAAAGAGGCAAGAAUUGCCAGAAAGUAGUUUGAAUGGACAAGAUGAGAAAUGCAAUGCAGAUACAAGUGGCUUGCAAUGCUCAAUACAAGAUUCAAAUACAACAGGAAAUGCUUCUCUCCAGGCUGCUGAUGGUUCUUGUUCUGGUUUCACUCUCAAACCUGAAUACCAGCAGCAGAUUUCAUUGGAGUCAGAAUAUAUGGAAAAACCUCAUGUCUCUUUGCCUCAACAGAAUUCUCCUACUACUGCAACUUCUGUGUCCCAAGAUUCUGCUGCCAUCUCAUGUGAUACUAGGUUGUCAUCAACGCUUGAUUUUCAUGGGAACAGGGACAAGCAUUCUCUGAAAUCUGUUCACCAGCAUCUGCCAGGUCAUGCUUUAUUUGAUCACGUUGAAUCCUCCCAGAUUUUAAGGGGCUAUCCAUUGCAGAUUUCAAAGAAGAAAGAGAUGAAUGGUGAUGUUAGUUGUAGAAACCUUUCUGAAAUUCAAAACCUUUCAGAGUCAGAGAGGAAUAUCUCCACUCGAUGCAUGACACAGGAUUGCUUUCUUCAGAAAUGCAGCAGUUCAAAACCUCUCAGCUCAGUGGCUGAACUUCCACUUCUGUCCCAAAAGAGAGAGCAAACUAGUGACCAUUCAAGAGCUCGUUCACGAAGUUUGUCAGAUGCAGAUAAACCAUGCAGGAAUGGUGACGUAAAACUUUUUGGCCAGAUACUUAGUAAAACAGCUUCCACACAGAAGUCAAAUUCUAGUACCCGUGAGAAUGAGGAAAAGGGGGUGAAUAAUCCAAAGUCAAGCAGCAGCUUGUCUAAUUUAAAAAUUUCUGGCAUCCCCAAUGUUGAUGGGAGUUCAGCUCUCCUGAAGAUUGAUGGUAAUAAUUAUCUGGUUGAGCCAAUGAGUUGCUUUUGGGAUAGGAAUAAAAUACAAUCUGGAUUUUCAUCUUUUACUGAUUCUGCGUUCUUGUUGGCCAAAUAUCCUACUGCUUUUGCCAGUUAUCCUGUGCCAUCUCCCAAGAUAGAGCCGCUGCCACCUUCGCAGUCAGUUGUUAAGAGUAAUGAACGAAAUGUGAAUGGUGUAUUGCCAGUUUUUCCAUCGAGGGAAAUAAGUAGCAGCAAUGGAGUGAGGGAAAUAAGUAGCAGCAAUGGAGUGGCUGAUUAUCAGGUGUAUAGGAGUCGAGAGGGUGCGAAAGUGCAGCCAUUCACAGUAGAUAUGAAACAGAGGCAAGAUAUAUUCUCUGAGAUGCAUAGACGAACUGGGUUUGAAGCAGUGUCGAGUUUACAGCCGCAGGGAAGGGGGGUGGUUGGAAUGAAUGUAGUGGGAAGGGGAGUUCUUGUUGGGGGACCAUGCACAAGUGUUUCCGAUCCGGUGAAAGCCAUUAAAAUGCACUUUGCUAAUUCUGACCAGUAUGGUGGGGGGCAGAGUGGGAGCAUAAUUAGGGAGGAGGAAUCCUGGAGAGGUAAGGGGGACAUAGGCAGGUAGUAGAUGCAUUUCGAGGGCCUCUUCUUGCAGGAGAAGAGGAGAGGGAGGCUCUCACUGGCAAAAAUAUCUUUCUUUUGCCGCACCCUGUAUAAUAGUUUUUGUAUUGUUCAAUUAAAAUGAUAGGGGCAAUGGACGGUUCUCAAAAAGUCCGUCUUUUUGGUAAAGUAUUUUAGGUGGUUGUAAUAUUCCCAGUAGCUUUAUAUUUGUUGUAUUUGAUGAUGGAAAUACAGAAAAAUAAUCCGUGCAAGAUAGGAGGGGCAGUUUCAAUUUCUGAUCUGA
Quercus lobata is the source of this 6049-nucleotide messenger RNA. RefSeq names its product Duplicated homeodomain-like superfamily protein. The transcript is spliced from 4 exons. The coding region runs from base 548 to 5770 and encodes 1740 amino acids. The record is from RefSeq and is a predicted model, not a curated record. NCBI's taxonomy places the organism in Eukaryota, Viridiplantae, Streptophyta, Magnoliopsida, Fagales, Fagaceae.